Messenger RNA from Pteropus alecto (black flying fox), 3666 nucleotides. RefSeq names its product interphotoreceptor matrix proteoglycan 2 (gene IMPG2). NCBI's taxonomy places the organism in Eukaryota, Metazoa, Chordata, Mammalia, Chiroptera, Pteropodidae. The record is from RefSeq and is a predicted model, not a curated record. Gene Ontology annotation, biological process: visual perception. The annotation marks the transcript as partial. Gene Ontology annotation, molecular function: heparin binding; hyaluronic acid binding. The transcript has 17 exons.
AUGAUUAUGUUUCCUCAUUUUAAGAAGAUUUUGUGUAUUUUGAUAUUUAUCCUGAUUGAAGAAAACCUUCCAUCAUUAACAGCACAAACCUACUUAUCUUUAGGAGAAAUCCAAGAACCCGAGAGUGCAGUUUCUUUUCUCCCGACUGACUCAGAAUCUGCAGACCCUUCUCUGUCUAUGGAAAAGAAACAACUUCUGGACCACAGAGAGGCCGAGAUUCAGUGGUUGCUCAGAAGAAGGCGAUCCACCCUGUUUCCUAAUGGAGUAAAAAUCUGCCCAGAUGAAAGUAUUAUAGAGGCUGUGGCAAACCAUGUAAAGUAUUUUAAAGUCCGAGUGUGUCAAGAAGCUGUCUGGGAAGCUUUCAGGACUUUUUGGGAUCGACUUCCUGGGCGUGAGGAGUAUCGUUACUGGAUGAAUUUGUGUGAGGAUGGAAUCACAACUAUAUUUGAAAUGGGCACAAAUUUUAGUCAGUCUGUGGAACAUAGAAGCUUAAUUAUGAAGAAACUGGCAUACACAAAGGAAACUGUAAGCAGCCCUGAAUUGUCAUCUCCAGUUCCUGUUGGUGAUACCUCAACAUUGGGAGGUGUUGUUCUCAGUGUUCCAUAUCUAGAGGUCACCUCCUACGAAGGUACCUUAGAGAGCAGCUUGGAGAGGCCGGAGGAGAGCAUUAGCAAUGAAAUUGAGAGUGUGAUCGAAGAAUCUACAGAACCAGCAGCUGAGCAGAUUGCAGAAUUUAGUAUCCACCUUUUGGGGGAGCAAUACAGGGAAGAACUACAGGAUCCCUCCAGCUUCUACCACCAGCACUUUGUAGAAGUGUUCGUUUCAGAGGUUGGAAACGCAUUUACUGGGUUACCGGGCUACAAGGACAUCCGUGUACUUGACUUUAGAUCCCCCAAGGAAAAUGGCAGUGGCAUUGAUGUCCACUAUGCAGUAACCUUCAAUGGUGAGGCCAUCAGUAAUACUACCUGGGACCUAAUCAGCCUUCACUCCAACAAGGUGGAAAACCAUGGUCUUGUGGAAUUGGAUGAUAAGCCCACUGCUGUUUAUACAAUUAGUAACUUCAGAGAUUAUAUUGCUGAGACACUGCAUCAGAAUUUUUUGCUGGGGAACUCCUCUUUGAAUCCAGAUCCUGAAUCCCUUCAGCUUAUCAAUGUGAGAGGAGUUUUACUACCCCAAACUGAAGACCUGGUUUGGAACACCCAAAUUUCAAGUCUUCAGGCAACCUCACCAUCUAUUCUGGAUAAUACCCAUCAAGCUGAAUGGCCCUCAGCAGAUGAAUCCACCACCAGCAGUAUUUCACCACUUGAUUUCAGCUCUGGUCCUCCCUCAGCCACUGGCAGGGAACUCUGGUCAGAAAGCUCUUUGGGUGAUUUAGUGUCUACACCCAAAUUAGCCUUUCCCUCGAAGGUGGGCCUCAGUUCUUCCCCAGAGGCUUUAGAGGUUAGCAGCCUGACUCUUCAUUCUGUCACCCCAGCAGUGCUUCAGACUGGCUUGCCUGUGGCUUCUGAGGAAAGGACUUCUGGAUCUCACUUAUUAGAAGAUGGUUUAACCAAAGUCGAAGGGUCAGAAGAUUUUCUUUCUAUUGAUCCAUUGCCUUCAAGCCCACUCACUCUUCUUGUGCCAAAAGAAACAAUACCAUCCUUGGAAGACUCUGGGGUGUCUCUGACAUCCUCCCCAUAUCUGGUCUCCUCUGUCACAUUAGAUCUUCUUGCUAAAGGAGUAACUACACCUUUUGGCUUGGACUCUUUGGCCUCCAAAGUCAAAGGCAAAUUAGAAGUGAACACUUUGAUGCCAGACACAUCUGUGGAAAAAGAGUUUAUAUUUGAGAGUGGCUUAGGUUCAGGGUCUGGGGAAAAGGUGAAUCUGAUUACUUGGCCAUGGAGUGAGACUUCAUUAGAGAAGAGCACUGAACCACCGUCCAAGUCAUGGCUUGAAGAUGAGGAUUCACUUUUGCCAAGUGAAGGUGUCGAUGAGAAACUAGUUAUAGAUGACAAAAUAGAGUCCACAGACCCAAGUACUGAGCAUUCAAAAUAUGGGCAUUUUGAUAGAUCCACAAAGUCUGCAGAGGAAGAGCCCCUUGGUGGACUUACUGUGCCCAUCUUUGUAGAAAGCACAACUCAACCUGCAUCUCUAAUUCUUUCCAAGCAUACAUCAGAGGGACCUGACAUUGAUUAUUACUCUGUUACCAAAGCAUCUCUACUGACAGCUAUCGCAAUCUCUGCUUCUACUGAUAAACCAGAUCAAGUAGAACCCUUUCUAAAGGAGGACAUGGAACAAACUGCAGAGUCAUCCAGUUAUGAAUGGUUUGAUAGCAAGAGUUCAGUAGUGAAGCCAGAUAUGCGACCUUUGUGGACCAUAUUGCCAGAAUCAGAUGUAUUUUGGGCAAAAACUUCUUCCCUAGGGAAGGUGUCCAGAGACACGUUGGCAAGUACACCAGAGAGUAUUGACAAACUCUGGUUGAAAGCUUCCAUGACACAGUCUACCAAAUUGCCUCCAAGUACAAGCCCCACCCUGGUGGAGGAUGAAGUAAUUAUGGGCGUUCAGGAUAUUUCAUUAGAACUGGACCGGAUAGGCACUGAUUACUAUCAGCCUGAGAUAAUUCCAGAGGAAAAUGGCAAGGUUGGUAGUUAUGUGGAAAUGUCUACAAAUCUUCACUCCACAGAGAUGGCUAUUGUGGCUCGGCCCACAAAAAGAGGUGACUCAAAUCACACAAAGACCACAGGAGCUUUGCUGGUUUUCUUCAGCCUCCGAGUGACUAACAUGAUGUUUUCAGAAGAUCUAUUUAAUAAAAACUCGUUGGAGUAUAAAGCCCUGGAGCAAAGAUUCUUAGAAUUGCUGGUUCCCUAUCUCCAGUCAAACCUCACAGGGUUCCAGAAUUUAGAAAUCCUGAACUUCAGAAAUGGCAGUAUUGUGGUGAACAGCAGAAUGAAGUUCACCAAGUCUAUCCCUCCUAAUGUCAACAGUGCUGUGUACAUGAUUCUGGAAGACUUUUGCACCACUGCCUACCAAACCAUGAACUUGGCUAUUGAUAAAUACUCCCUGGAUGUGGAAUCAGGUGAUCAAGCCAACCCUUGCAAGUUUCAGGCUUGCAAUGAAUUUUCCGAGUGUCUGGUCAGUCCCUGGAGUGGAGAAGCAGAGUGCAGAUGCUAUCCUGGGUACCUGAGUGUGGAAGAACUGCCCUGUCAGAGUCUCUGUGACCUGCAGCCUGACUUCUGCUUGAAUGAUGGAAAGUGUGACAUUAUGCCCGGACAAGGGGCCAUUUGUAGGUGCCGGGUGGGUGAGAACUGGUGGUACCGAGGGGAGCACUGUGAGGAGUUUGUGUCCGAGCCCUUGGUGAUAGGCAUCACCAUCGCCUCCGUUAUUGGGCUUCUCUUUGUCUCUUCUGCUGUCAUCUUCAUCCUUGUCAGGACUCUUCAAGCUCAGAAUGUUAGGAGAGAAAGAGCAAGGCCCUUCAGUGGCUUCACCAGGCAUUCUGAUAGCCUCCCAUCCAUUGAAGAUGCUGUGAAGUACAACCCUGUGGGUGAAAGCCGCAUGGUCGGACAUGAGCUGUAUGAGGGGCCAUAUCCUCAGCCUCCCUUCUAUGGCUCUGCAGGUGGAGGGGUGAUUGGUGGUCUGAGCAGGGAAGAAAUCAGACAAAUGUAUGAGAACAAUGGGCUUUCCCGAGAG